ACAUCAUUGGAUACUAAAGUAUAAAUAGGGAAGCCUGUAACCUGACGGUUAAUUAUAAAGCAAAAUAACUGUGAUUAAAUUAUUUCUACAACGCAAAAGCAAAUUGUAAAUUUCAAUUGUCUUAAGUAGUCAUUGUGCGAAGGUCCUGAUUAGGUGCUGAAAACAACAACAAAAAGAAAACAAAGCACGAUUGUCUAUAGACUGUUUGUAACGAAAUUUAACGAAUAGCGUUAAUCUAUUAUAUGGCGUGCGCAAAUUGGUGUGCCCCUUUUCUACUGCACCCUCCGUCAUUCAUGAUCGCAUAAUUACAUGGAUGUAUACGAGCAGUGCGUUUUUCAUUUUAGUUUAUAGAGGAUAUUUAAAUUCCUUAAGAUAAGUAUUAUAUGUGUUUUAUGGAAAAGUACAAUUAUGUACGUACAUAUAUGUUUGUAAUGUAUAUAUAUAUAUGUAUAUAGAAUUUUACAAAUAUCUAUAUACAUGUGCGUGCAUUUGAGUGAAAGCAUUUGUAACCUAAUUACAAUAGUGGCUAUUGUUUUGCUCUGCAUCAAACAGAACAAAUAUUUGUAAUUCGUGGAGCAUAAAAAGCUUAUAUUUCCUGUUUUUGCCGGUGUUUUUUUCGCGGCUCGCAGCAACGGUAGUUCAUAAACCCUGUUGCAGUGUUUCUAUAAGAGUACGUUUUGAGCAAAAUGCCGCCAGCGCUUAUCGGAAUCGCCGAGUUCGUGGAAGAAACUCGAGAUGAUUACAAUUCACCAACAACUUCAACAUUUGCGUCUCGGAUGCCAGAUUGUCGACAAACAAUAUCUGUUCUGGAAGAGCGUUUGGAAUUCGAUCGUGAAGGAUUGGCAAAAUUAAAAAAGGCUGUCAAGGCUAUAUACAAUUCGGGAAAUACUCAUGUGGAUAACGAAAUGUUUUUAGUACGUGCUCUCGAACGUUUGGGCAGCAAAGUAAUGGAUCAAGAUGAACCAGAUAUUGGAGCAGCUUUUUUAAAAUUUUCAGUGGUGACUAAAGAAUUGAGCGCGUUAAUGAAAACAUUGAUGCAGAAUAUCAACAAUAUUGUCAUGUUUCCAGUGGAUUCUAUCUUGAAAAGCGAAUUGCGCGGUGUGAAGGGGGAAAUGAAACGUCCUUUUGAUAAAGCGGCCAAAGACUAUGAGGCUAAAUUUAUAAAAAUUGAAAAAGAAAAAAAGGCUCAGGCCAAAGAGGCUGGCAUGGUACGCACGGAGAUUGAUGCUGCUGUGGUAGCUGAUGAAAUGGAAAAAGAAAGGCGUUUGUAUCAAUUGCAAACAUGCGAGUAUUUACUAAAAUAUAAGGAAAUCAAAACUAAAACUGGCAUUGAAUUGCUGCAACAUUUUAUUGAGUACUAUCACGCUUUGAAUAAUUAUUUCAAAGACGGCCUGCAAACAAUAGAACAUUUCGGCACUUAUAUCAGUGAUUUGAGUGAAAAGUUGCAAAAAAUUAAGCAGCGCCAAGAAGAGGAUCGUCGUAGUCUCCUGGAGUUGCGAACUUUGUUGCGUAGCGCUCCAGAUUUUGAGAGGAUAGAUAAUCUGCCAGUUACCGAUAAAGGCGGAGGAGGCGGGAGUGGUAGCUGCGGCUUAGGAUCGGGCGGAGCUGGUAGUUUAGGUUACUCUUUGCAUCAACUACAAGGCGACAAACAUCACGGCGUUACACGCUCAGGGCAUUUGUUAAAAAAAAGUGAAGGUAAAGUACGCAGAGUAUGGCAAAAGCGACGUUGUCGUGUUACCGCUGAUGGGUUUCUGGAUAUAUGUCAUGCCGACGAAUCUAAACCUCCAACACGUGUUAAUUUGCUAACAUGUCAGAUAAAACCUGUACCGGAUGAUAAACGGGGCUUUGAUUUAAUCAGCUAUAAUCGUCCAUACCAUUUCCAAGCAGAAGACGAGGCAGAUCAAAGAGCUUGGAUGGCUGUAUUAGUAAAUUGUAAAGAAAAAGCUUUGGCAAAAGCAUUCCAACACGAAAAUCCACAAAUGAGUCCCAGUUUGGUAGAGUUACAAAAGACUGUUAUCAGAUACGUCCAAUUAUUGCCGGGUAACGAUCAAUGUUGCGACUGUGGUUCCCGUAACGAUGUCACUUGGAUAAGCUUAAAUUUUGGUAUUUUAGUAUGUAUACAAUGUUCGGGUGUACAUCGCGAUCUCGGAGUUCAUCAUUCACGCAUACAAAGUCUAACGCUAGAUAACUUGACAACCGCUAAUCUCCUGAUCGCACGAGCAAUGGGAAAUCAUGCUCUAAAUGAGAUAAUGGAGGCAACCUUGGGCAAAGGCAAAUUAGCACCAGAUAGUACAAUGGAACAACGCUACGACUUUAUACGUGCCAAGUAUGUAGCAAAACGUUAUGUAAUGCGCACCUGUGCUGAUGAGAAUGAUUUGCGCUGUGAUUUGGAGCAGGCCAUUGUUAAUGCUGAUCUAAGUCAAUUAUUGCAGGUUUGGGCAGAGGGAGCUGAUUUUACAUGUUGUUUACCCUCGUGGGACGAUGGCGAAACCGCCUUGCAUUUGGCUGUGCUACGAGAGAUGGGUUCAACGUUGCACAUUGUCGAUUUUUUAAUACAAAAUAUGCCACCAAAGGGCCUUAACAAAGCCACAAAUCCGCCCAGUAUAUUGAAUAUGAGUGGCAAAAAUACCGGUUUGCAUUUGUGUGCUUUACACGAUCGACGAGAGUGCAUGAAACUGUUAUUGCGUUCGGGAGCCGACUAUGAGAUACGUAACUCCCAGAAUAAAAAUGCAAUAGAUAUUGCCAAAGAAAUGGGGCAUAAUAUGUGCAAAGAAUUGAUUGAGUGUGCCAUGAGACGUGAGAAAAGUGCUUUCGAUCAUAUACAAACAGAUUGGAAUUUGCCUAACGAAGAUGGUUCGACCGAUUUUUCGGAUGAUGAUACUGUUAUCGACGAACGCAAAUCGCGUUCGCGGCCCCCUAGUUUUGCCGGUGGUGAUUCUCCAGUUUUACGUUCACGUUCAUCAACAUGUGAUUCAAUACAAAGUAGUUCUAGUCCAAUAGCCAAUUGUCCCAGCCGUCAAUUCACUUUGCCUAUGUAUCAACAAUCGGCCGGCACCUCACCCAAACAACAAAUGUCAUUGGUUCAAUAUUUAGGUAGCGCUGGUAAUGUGAAUAUGAUUUCCUCAGGUAGCGUAACUGGAGCUGGUGGCGGUUCCAGUCCUAGUUCAGCCUCCAGUCAAAGUGGGCGGGUAGCAGCACGCUGCAAUAAUGAAUUCGGUACUGGUGCCCGUAAAUCUACUUCAGCCGUCAAUAUGAAUUCAUUAAAAAAGCGUACAGCUCCAGCCCCUCCACCGGGCCCCAAUUCAGCCACAACCUCUAGUUUCUAUGGUACUCUACCGCAUCCACCGCGUCAUUCACAAACGUACGAUUCGAAUGAUGUAAGAACGCACAAUAACAAAAAUCACUCAAUGGACGCUUCAUAUGGAACCUUACCGCAUUUGCGCUCUGUAGACAGUAGCCCGCGUAUAAUACAUAAUAGCGCAACUGCAUCAGGACACCAAGUCGGAUUUUAUGAACGAUACGAUAAAUUGAUAUCACAAGACCCAGGUGGGCCGUCUUGUCACAUAAUACCAGCCAUGACAACAUUCGGCCAUAAGCGCUCACCCAGUGGUGAAUCAUUGAAUCGUAACUUACAUUUGGCUGGAGCAAAAUUGGUGUUACCAACAAGUGGGGAAAUGCCGAUGUUAAAACAUGUAGAUAAAUCUUGUUUAAUUCGGCCGAAAAUCCCACCACCAGGACCACCGUCAGCAGAACGUGAAAUUGCUAAUGGUCAAUCAAACAAAGUUUUCACGUCGGCCGAUGAAGGCCCUGUAGCACCGCCUCGUAAGCGCAAAUAUUCCAGAAUAAUGAAAUUAUCACAGCCUAGUGAAGAAACGUUAAUGAAUCAACCAAAAAAUUAUUCAGACGUUGAAGCAUGGCAAGAGGACACGAUUUCGUCUGGUCGUAUUAUAGAUAACAUUGGUGAAUCAAUAUCAUCGAGUGAUAAUGAUCAUGCCCUUUCAUCAACUGAUAAUACCUUAAAGUUGUUCAACACAACUAGCAAUAUAACCAAAUGUAAUAAUUCUGGCCAUCGCCGCUGUCGUGCUUUAUACGAUUGUUCGGCUGAUAAUGAUGACGAGUUGGAAUUUAAAGAGGGUGAAAUAUUAAUAGUACUCAAUGAACGUACAGAUGAUGAAAAUUGGAUGGAAGGUAUUAUUGAAGGUGAUCCUACUCGGCAUGGUAUGUUCCCGGUUAGCUUUGUACACAUGUUACCAGAUUAAUGGAAAGCCAUAAAAAUAACGAAAACAUGCUAAGUUGUUUACAAGAAAAUAAAAUGUCUAAAAAAGUUGCGGAUAGCGCUAUUAUAAUCAAUUAGAAGAAAGACGAAAACUAUUUUAAAAAAUGUAGAAAUCUAAAUUUCUCAGCUUGCCUUCCUUUUGUUCAGGAUUGUACAAUUUUUGAAAAAUAAUCUGUGUUGUAUUUUUUACCUCAUAAGGUUUUCACAUUUAAAUUUUGAACUUAAAAUUUUUUUUUUUUUAUUUUAUUUACGUACUACAUAAAGGCAAAAUUAGAAACUUUGGAAAGUGUUGAAAAAUUUUGAGAAUUAUCUCAAGCUAUCAUAUA
Glossina fuscipes is the source of this 4602-nucleotide messenger RNA. RefSeq names its product arfGAP with SH3 domain, ANK repeat and PH domain-containing protein (gene Asap). NCBI's taxonomy places the organism in Eukaryota, Metazoa, Arthropoda, Insecta, Diptera, Glossinidae. Gene Ontology annotation, cellular component: cytoplasm. The coding region runs from base 687 to 4259 and encodes 1190 amino acids. The transcript has 16 exons. Gene Ontology annotation, molecular function: GTPase activator activity; protein binding. Gene Ontology annotation, biological process: positive regulation of GTPase activity. The record is from RefSeq and is a predicted model, not a curated record.